Messenger RNA from Etheostoma spectabile (orangethroat darter), 3132 nucleotides. It is a transcript of the gene gne, whose product is annotated as glucosamine (UDP-N-acetyl)-2-epimerase/N-acetylmannosamine kinase. The record is from RefSeq and is a predicted model, not a curated record. Bases 254 to 2548 code for a protein of 764 amino acids. The transcript is spliced from 15 exons. Gene Ontology annotation, molecular function: N-acylmannosamine kinase activity; hydrolase activity, hydrolyzing O-glycosyl compounds; UDP-N-acetylglucosamine 2-epimerase activity. Lineage: Eukaryota; Metazoa; Chordata; Actinopteri; Perciformes; Percidae. Gene Ontology annotation, biological process: UDP-N-acetylglucosamine metabolic process.
CCUGUACUCAGCCAAUCACAAGAUAAUAAUCUAGAUCAACCCAACCCUGAUCUCACUCAGCCCCUCCCCCAACUGUAUGUCUGUGUCACCAUUCCUCUCUCUCCUCCUUUUUCCAUUCCUCCGCUGCUUGCUGGCUCGUUCAUGUCGUCCAAUCGUUGCCUAAUGCGGCUGGGCUAAAGGGAGAAAUAAAAAGACAGAGGGAUUAGAAAAAGAGCAGUGAGUUAUUUAAACUGAGAAUCCACAGAGGCGUGGGAUGGAAAAGCAUCCAGAUUUUUUGUGCAUAGAUAACCCACAUCAUCUGCAUAUUCGGAAGGCCCAAGAGUUAUACUAUCUAAGAAUGCUGAGGAGCAGAGAAAAGAUGGAGAGGAAAAAGAUGGAAGAGGAGAAUCAGUGCAUAAGGAAGUUGAGGGUUUGUGUGGCGACAUGCAACAGAGCGGACUAUUCCAAGCUGGCGCCCAUUAUGUCUGGGAUCAAAAUGCACCCUGAUGAGUUUGAACUGGAAGUUGUGGUGCUGGGCUCACAUCUCAUUGAUGACUAUGGGAACACUUUUCGUAUGAUCGAGCAGGAUGACUUUGACAUCGGCUCCAAGCUCCACACCAUUGUGAGAGGAGAAGAUGAGGCAGCCAUGGUGGAGAGCGUUGGGCUGGCACUUGUGAAACUCCCUGAUGUACUACAGAGGCUGUGUCCCGACAUCCUUGUCAUCCACGGUGACCGUUUUGACGCACUGGCCCUAGCAACGGCUGCAGCGCUGAUGAACAUUAGAAUACUUCACGUGGAGGGAGGAGAGGUUAGCGGUACAAUUGAUGACUCAAUCCGCCACGCCAUCAGUAAACUGGCCCAUUACCACGCGUGCUGCACGCGCGGAGCAGAGCAGCACCUCAUCGCCAUGUGUGAGGACCACUCUCGCAUCCUGCUGGCUGGCUGUCCUGUAUAUGAUAAGCUGCUGUCAAGUAAUCACAGAGACGACUACAUGGAUAUCGUUAAGAGCUGGCUGGGUGACAACUCGCAAGAGUGUGAAUACAUUGUGGCUUUGCAGCACCCUGUUACCACUGACAUCCAACAGUCCAUUAAGAUCUAUGGCCUAAUGUUGGAUGCCUUGCUGUCCUUCAACAAAAAGACCCUUAUCCUCUACCCGAACAUUGAUGCCGGAAGUAAGGAGAUGGUGCGUGUGAUGCGAAAGAAGGGCAUCGAGCAGCACCCGAAUUUCCGGGCAGUAAAGCACAUUCCCUUUGAGCAAUUCAUCCAGCUGGUGAAGCACGCCGGCUGCAUGAUCGGAAACAGCAGCUGUGGUGUACGAGAGGCAGGGGCCUUUGGCACGCCUGUCAUUAACCUGGGAACAAGGCAAACUGGCCGAGAAACAGGUGAAAAUGUUCUACAUGUCAGAGAUGCCGACACUCACAAUAAGAUCUACCACGCUCUGGAACUGCAGUUUGGGAAAAGAUACCCCUGCUCUAAGAUUUAUGGCGAUGGCAACGCAGUUCCUCGUAUUCUCAAGUUUUUACGGGCCAUUGACCUGAAUGAGCCCCUCCAGAAGACUUUCUGUUUUCCCCCGGUGAGAGACUGCAUCUCCCAGGACAUCGAUCACAUCCUGGAGACACAGAGCGCUCUGGCUGUUGACCUGGGAGGGACCAACCUCCGGGUGGCGAUCGUCAGCAUGAGGGGUAAGAUAGUACAGAAGUAUGCUCAGCCCAAUCCAAAGACCUUUGAAGCCAGGAUGCAGCUCAUGUUAAAGAUGUGUGCAGAUGCCAUGCAAGACGCUGUCCGCAACAACUGCAGAAUACUUGGUGUCGGAGUGUCCACUGGCGGCCGUGUAAAUCCCCAAGAAGGUGUGGUCCUGCACUCCACAAAGCUGAUCCAGGAUUGGUCUUCGGUGGACCUGAGAACACCCAUCUCCGACGCCCUGCACUUACCCGUCUGGAUCGACAAUGACGGCAACUGUGCUGCGCUGGCUGAACGGAAGUUUGGUCACGGCAAGGGGGUGGAGAACUUUGUCACUGUCAUCACAGGAACAGGUAUUGGAGGAGGGAUUAUCCAUCACAAUGAGCUGGUUCACGGCAGUACCUUCUGCGCUGCAGAGCUGGGCCACAUCAUGGUUUCAUUAGAAGGCCCAGAGUGUUCAUGUGGCAGCAGAGGAUGCAUCGAGGCCUACGCUUCCGGCUUUGCCCUGCAGAGAGAGGCCAAAAGGCUGCACGACGAGGACCUGCUGAAGGUGGAUGGGAUGGAUAUGAAGCUCACAGAGUCAAUCACUGCCACCCACCUCAUCAACGCAGCCAGACUGGGGAACUCGAAAGCUAAUGCUGUUCUGAACAAAGCCUCCACAGCGCUAGGUGUAGGCAUCAUUAACAUCCUCCACACGGUGAACCCCACGUUGGUGAUUCUGUCCGGACACUUGGCCUCUUACUACCAGGCCCCAGUGAAGCGCAUAAUCUCUGAGAGAGCUCUCGACUCUGCACAGAAAAUCGAGGUUGUCACAACAGACUUGGAGGAACCUGCUUUACUUGGAGCCGCCAGCAUGGUGUUGGACUAUGCAACCAGAAGGAUAUAUUGAAGGAUAUAGUCCUGACACUUCACACAGGACUGCUGCUUUUGGAGCAAUUACGCAUCAGCUUUUGCGCAAAUGGCAACACCAUCUUCCAGUCAAAACUAUCCUCACAGGGUAGGACUCACCCACUCUACUUGUAAUGUAAUGGAAUGGGUGGAUGGAAAGUCUCAUUAUUGAAAUCUUGUAUCAGAUGUGACCAAAUUAGUGCUGAAACAUUCUCCUGCAGCUUCCUCUCAAUUAUUGUUAAUUGCUUGCUAUCUCACUUUUUAAAUCUUGUAGGCAGUUUUUAUUUUCAAUUUUAUUCAUUUUCAAGUUAAGGGUACGGUUUCAAGUUAAGGGUACCGUUAGUUAUUUUUAUUACGUUCAUGUUUUGUUAUGAAGACAAAUUAGUUAAGGUGUGGGGGUGAGUCAAUCAGUCCAUCAGUUGAAAUGCCAUAAUGAAAUAUUAAUGUAGCAACUACUUUAGCCUAAUAGCUGCCACAGCAUGAGGAGGACUGGAGGAUGGUUCUUUUGCCUGAAUCAGGUGAAGUUUUUUUUACAAUUAAUUUAGACACACAUUAUGAAGAUUUGAACUGAUUUUGAAGUUUCCU